AUGGCCUCAUUUGCGCAAAUACUCAAGGUCACGGCAAUUGACUCACAUUCAUAUCGCGUCAACUUUACAGAUGAAUGGUGCAUUGGAUCUGUACCAAAUGGCGGCGUGGUGACCUCGGUCCUGCAGUCGGUCGCGCGGGAGCACUUUCUCACAACGCUAAAGUCCCAAAACCAGCCAGAUUGCAUCUCCCUACAUGCAGACUUUGUGCAGCGGACGUCGGCUGGUCCGGCAGUCGUCCAGGUCGAGGAUCUCAAGCUAGGGCGCCAGACGUCGACGGUACGGCUCACGCUGGUGCAAGAGGGCCGGAAGGAGGUCCUCGUGGUGCUCACGCACGCCAACAUUGCCCUCGAGUCGGGCCUGAGCCUGCCCACGGCGUGGCGGCUCGACCCGCCACCGCCGCCCGCCGAUCUGGUCAAGAUGGCCGCGCACGGCACGGAUGGCACGUGGACCGAGUGGAAGUCGCCGCGGCCAGACUUUCGCAAGGCGUCGCUCAACGCCAACAUGUACACGGUCCGGCAGAGCGGACGGGUCGACCGGGGCGUGGUUGAGCAGUGGAUCAAGCUCAAGAGCGGAGAGAACUUUACCAACACGAGCCUCGGAUUCCUCAGCGACAUGUUUCCUCUCAUGGUCGAGUCGUACAGCGAAGACGAGGACGCCAUGGCAAGUGCAUCAGUCUCACAGCGGCAGUUGUACAGACACUGGUAUCCGACGCUGGCCCUCAAUCUCGACGUGAAGAAGCUGUUGCCUGAGGGAGGAGCCAAGUGGAUGUUUGUGAGGGUUCAGUCGAAGAUGAUUGCGAAUGGGCGCAAGGAUUUGGAGGUUAUCAUUAUGGACCAAGAGAACGAGAUUGUUGCGCUGAGCCACCAUGUAGCCAUGAUACUGGAUGCUUCACGAAAUAUUGCAAAGAGGGGAGAGAGUGGGAGCAGCGAAUCUAAUAGUAGUAAACUGUAG
This is a messenger RNA of Pestalotiopsis fici W106-1, 951 nucleotides long. RefSeq lists its product as uncharacterized. Bases 1 to 951 code for a protein of 316 amino acids. The record is from RefSeq and is a predicted model, not a curated record. Lineage: Eukaryota; Fungi; Ascomycota; Sordariomycetes; Amphisphaeriales; Sporocadaceae. The transcript is spliced from 2 exons.